CAUUCCUCAAGUACACAAACUCCAGAGAGGGGAAGAGUGGGAGAGAGACAGUCACAGAGUCUGGGAGGCUCUGGUUGAGGUUGACUUGGAUCCAAAUCCACUGGAGCAGCAAGACAGAAAGUUCCGGAGUUUGGACUAUGACAGAAAGGCUUUCGAGCACAGCACAUCAAGUUUUAGACCGUUACAAAAGCCUUAUACUGUAGAGUGAUCUUUUCUUUUUUUUUUUCCUGUUUGCAGUUUUCCCAGUGGGCUGUACCCUGAAGGAGUGUUUAGGGAAAGGGUCACAGGGUUUCCCAGAACUAGUGAAGUUGUUAGCAGCAUUAUCAACAGUUUAAGCUGUUGACAGAAGUGCUAACAAUGUCAGUUACAGCGUUUCUGGUCGCCCUCCUGUCUUUCUACCUGACUGUGGGGUCAGUCCACAGUCAGGGCUCCCCCCAUGAUUCCUUCAUCAUCCAGUACCUGGAGAGGAGACUGUCUCAAAUGGAGGAGCGUAUGAAUCAAUGUGAGCAAAAGACAGUGGGCGUCACCCAGAAGACCUAUGACCUCUCCUCUGAAAUCAGGGGUUAUCUGUCCACCCUCAAUGUUGUGAGAUCAGAGGUGCAGAGCGAGAUGGACAGCGUGUCUGCCCGUGUAGACCGCGUCGAGAGGGAGCUGGAGUAUCUCGAAAACAAGAUUCCCACCCAGACUGACAUCGAGAUGGAAGAGGCACUGCUGGAACAACAGAUCAAUGCUGCAGAAUUGGACCUGCUGAAGAAGAAAGCCAAGAUUAAAGUGGAGAAGGACUGCAGCAUUGUCCUGAGUCAGAUCAAGUCUCUCAAGAUUGUGAAGAAGGCAGGAGACACCUAUGGUUCCUGGUUCAGGGACCCCUCUCAAGGGUCAGCUAAGGUGUACCUGCUCAGUGGAAUCAGUAACAACACUCUGCUGGAGUAUGAUUCCCUGCACAGUUUCACAGAGAGCAACACCACCACACCAGUGAAGGUGUUGCAGCUGCCUUUUCCUUGGAUCGGGACGGGUCAGGUGGUCUACAAUGGAUUCCUCUACUACCAUAAGGCGGACACUCCAAACCAGAUACUGAAGGUGGACCUGUUGAAUGGUACCGUGGUGGACAGUACACUUGUACCAGGAGCGGGUCGUCUACCAGUUUACAGUCUGAACCCCAACACCUACCUGGACGUGGCUGUGGAUGAACUUGGUCUCUGGGUCAUCCAUGCUGACCCUGAGUAUGGAGGAAACCUGGUCAUAACCAAACUGGAUAAAGGUAGAGAAUACCACAUCU
Molecule: messenger RNA, 1276 nt
Organism: Notothenia coriiceps (black rockcod)
Lineage: Eukaryota; Metazoa; Chordata; Actinopteri; Perciformes; Nototheniidae
Product: olfactomedin-like protein 3
Exons: 6
Biological process (GO): signal transduction
Source: RefSeq, a predicted model, not a curated record